AUGUCUGCAUCACCACCUUUGCUGGAGGCGGCAUCAGGUGAGGCUGCCUCCACGUUACAGGGUCGCUUCCCCGGAGGCGGUGCGCCGCGUGGCGGCCUCCCGUCUUCGCUGCCAUCUCAUCGCGACUCUUCCCGCUCGCCCUACACUGGCACACGUCACUCUGUCCCGGCGUUCUCUAUCGAGCGACCCCUGGCAAUAUCACCCCUCGCACUGGCGCUUCAGGCACAGUGGCGCCAACUGCAACAGGAUAUGUUGAGCCCGUCGGCGCUUCGUCCUGAGCAUGGUGACUCACACACUGUGCAGGUGGAGGAAGACGUGCUACGGGUGCUAGGCUCCAUUACUGCUCGGGCCGACAUGGCGGUGAACGACGCCGCCCACACGGUCCCGUACCUCUUAGCCCUUGGACAGGUGCCACUGCCGUCUCUGCGCACCCAAGUGGUUGCACUAGCGGCCCUGCGUGGGGUGCUCUCAUCCCUUUCCGGUGUCUACGGCGAUGAGGCAGCUGCGGCGUUUGUGCACGAUGUGCUUCUCGGCGAGCACCAGGCACUGCAGGCACUGAGUCUCGCCACGUUGGCCGCCUUGGAAGGAUUGGAGGAUGCUACAGAGAUGCACGACGGUGGCUUGUCAAGGGCUGACGGACAUGGUCGUACGCCCCCAACGCUUGACUCUUCUUCUUCUACGGCUUUCCUCUCCCGCAGAGGUCGUCGUAGUCUGCUCUCACGAGGCCAAGGUGACACACAGGCAGAGGGUGGAACACUGCGAGGAGCACGAGUGUACCCGGAGGAGCCGAAAGUAGCACCCGCAUCGUUGCCACAUCCGACUGUCGCGUCGCUUUGCGUCAAUGACACGGACGCAUCGCUUGACAAGUCGGUGACUCUGCGCGGACGCGUGGUGCACACUACAUUGCAGCUUCUCCGAGAGACCGCAGAAAUGUGCGCGCCAGUCACAGAUGCGCUGCUAUCCAGUGGCGCCCUGUUAAAGGCGUGCAUAGGUGGUCUUCACCGACUUCCACACCCACCAUUACCGCCAGCGGAAAACGUGGCGGGUCUUGCUGACGGACUUCCUGUCGGUAGCUCUGAGGCUCUCUAUGCGGCAUACUUUCAUCGGUGCGAGGACGUUGUGGCUUUGCUCCUGACGCUUCUGAACGCCGAGGUCACGCGGCACAACGAAGCGUCGCUUGUCUUGUGUAGCUUUGACGCUCAUCGCGCUGUGUGCGCACUGGCGCAGCGUCUGGUGCACACCCUUCUCUUUGCCUCCAGCGCAGUCUGCGAGGGAGCCAGCGCGGGCGGUGGGGCAGACGCUUCUAUGUUACUAUGGAGCGCGCUCAAGGUACUCGGCCGGCUCACACGGGGCUGCCCGUCUGCUAUGCGACUGUUUCUCAGCGAGAAUGCCAGCCUACCGAGCUUUUUGAUCCAAGUGCUGACUGUGUCGGUCGCCGAGGUACGUGAGGCAGGCGCGCUAUGGGCGGCAGCACUCUUGGAAACGCAACCGCAGGCCUCUACCGAGCUUGUCAGUGGUCUUCUCGCCGACGCAGUAUCUCUUUCGUUGACGACGGCGCCUGCCUCGCCGCUGAAGUCGAAGACGCUUUCUUCCUCGGCUCCUGUCCCCACGUUUAUGGCAUCAUUGAUAGAGAUGUUGCACUGGCGCGGGCCGCAGAUGCACGUUUUCGGUGUCUCUGCCAUCCUGUGCUGGCGGUGGCUGCUCUUGUCUGACCCAUCGCGCGUUGCAGCGCUGUUGUUGCGCGACAGCAGUCUGCUGGCCACUUUGAUUGAGCUAAUACUGCGUGGAGAGGAUUUUUCCUCCUCACCGUCUUCCGCUGCGCUCUCUACGCGGCUGCCCUUAGGGCAGUCGCGG
Molecule: messenger RNA, 1854 nt
Organism: Leishmania braziliensis MHOM/BR/75/M2904
Lineage: Eukaryota; Euglenozoa; Kinetoplastea; Trypanosomatida; Trypanosomatidae
Exons: 1
Source: RefSeq, a predicted model, not a curated record